CGAUGACUCAUCAACUAUGUGGCCAAAUUAUUACGCAGAAUGUGACAAUCGACUUUAAAAAUUAUCAUGACAACUCAGAAUCACACAUUUUGCCCAUAACAAUCGGACAAAAGUAAAAUAAUAUAUAUCUUAUAUUUGUUGAAGUUUUGUUGGUUGAUGUUACAAACUUUUAUGUUAUAAAUAGAGCUCGUUGAAUAAAAUCAGUAUAGAGAAACAACAAAACUCAAACCAAUAUGGUGAUGAUGAUGAUCAAGAACCAUGUAAGAUCUAUAAGCUUACAAUCAAGAUCUCAUCCUAGCACAGCAGCGAUCGAGGAGUCGCUCGACAAAUUUCUUAUCACUAUGAACACGUCGACAAUGGCGUCGUCUGAGUCGGUUCACUCCGGUUUAUCGGGGUUGGAGGAUCUGUACGACUGUUCGGAAGAUCUUCUGAAGAUGGGUUCGACGCAAAGGGUGUUGUCGUUUAGUGAUGAGAAGAAGAAGAAGAAGAGGAAAGUGAAGGGAGAGUUUAUGGAGGAAAUGCUUGAUGGUUCGUUGAGGCUAAUGGAUAUAUGCAACGUCUCGAGGGAUCUCAUGGUUGAGACUCAUGAGCAUGUUCUUGGUCUUCAGUCUUGUGUUAGGAGAAGGAAAGAUGUCGACGUCUCGGGAUAUGUCGGGUUUAGGAAAAACAUGAGGAAAGAAGUGAAGAAGCUUCUUGGAUCUUUAAAGAACAUUAAUGUAGGGUUAGUGAUGAGAGAUCAUGGUUAUGAUCAAGACGGUGAUAUUCAUUUCUUGGCCGUGAUUCAUGCAAUGAGACGUGUCGUUUAUAUGACAGUUUCGGUCUUAAAGUCUUUCUUUGAGUUCUUGUCGGGACGACAAAACGGGAACGACGUAAGGAGCAAGUUGGCUUUAGUUCUCAUGAACAAGAAGUUUCAUGAUCACGAUAAGAUGGUCAAAAACGAGUUGGAGAAUGUAGAUUCCGCGAUUUGUGGAGAUUCUAUCUCUCAUGAUGAUCUUCAUGAGAAGCUUGAGGAAGUUGAGGUAUGGAUUGGAAAAUUCGAGAAGAGUCUUGAAGGAUUGUUUCGAGGGUUGAUUAAAACACGAGCCUCGCUUCUCAACAUAAUCUCUCAAUAGGUGUUUAUGUAAUAUUGUCAUCUUUGUGGGCAUUCAGUUUUAGAGGAUUUGCCGGAGGGAUACAUAUUAUACAACCAUAAACAUAAGAUUUUGUAAUCACUAGUUAAUUCAUUUUAUAAAAAUAUGUAUUCUUUUAUAAAAACAAAACAAUUUUUUCGUGUACACGUUUUUGUAUAAUUUGGUAUUGAUGUUACACAUUUGAAUCUCGGUUUUUUUCUUUUCUUUCUUUUACGUCAAAAACAAAAAAACUGUACACGAU
Arabidopsis thaliana (thale cress) is the source of this 1371-nucleotide messenger RNA. Its product is annotated as DUF241 domain protein, putative (DUF241). The transcript has a single exon. Gene Ontology annotation, biological process: root development; shoot system development. NCBI's taxonomy places the organism in Eukaryota, Viridiplantae, Streptophyta, Magnoliopsida, Brassicales, Brassicaceae. The record is from RefSeq and is marked reviewed. The coding region runs from base 234 to 1112 and encodes 292 amino acids.